AUGGAGAACAUGGCCGCUUCGGCAUCGGCUGUCUACGCGGCCCGCGGCUCGCAUCCUGGAGUUCUUCCACCACCAGCUGAAGGACAUCAUCGAGUACGCCGAGCUCAAGACCGACGUGUUCCAGAGCCUCCGCGAGGUGGGCAACGCCAUCCUCUUCUGCCUCCUCAUAGAGCAGGCGCUGUCUCAGGAAGAAGUGUGCGAUUUGCUCCACGCCGCCCCCUUCCAGAACAUCUUACCCAGAGUCUACAUCAAAGAGGGAGAGCGCCUGGAGGUCCGCAUGAAGCGUCUGGAAGCCAAGUACGCCCCCCUGCACCUGGUCCCCCUCAUAGAGCGGCUGGGGACCCCCCAGCAAAUCGCCAUCGCCCGGGAGGGGGACCUGCUGACCAAGGAGCGGCUGUGCUGCGGGCUGUCCAUGUUCGAGGUCAUCCUGACGCGCAUCCGCAGCUACCUGCAGGACCCCGUGUGGCGCGGGGCCCGCCCCCCACCAACGGCGUCAUGCACGUGGACGAGUGCGUGGAGUUCCACCGCCUCUGUAGCGCCAUGCAGUUCGUCUACUGCAUCCCCGUGGGCACCAACGAGUUCACGGCCGAGCAGUGCUUCGGGGACGGCCUCAACUGGGCGGGCUGCUCCAUCAUCGUGCUGUUGGGCCAGCAGCGCCGCUUCGACCUGUUCGACUUCUGCUACCACCUGCUCAAGGUGCAGCGGCAGGACGGCAAGGACGAGAUCAUCAAGAACGUGCCCUUGAAGAAGAUGGGCCGACCGGAUCGGAAGUACCAGAUCCUGAACAACGAGGUGUUCGCCAUCCUGAACAAGUACAUGAAGUCGGUGGAGACGGACAGCUCGACGGUGGAGCACGUGCGCUGCUUCCAGCCGCCCAUCCACCAGUCGCUCGCCACCACCUGCUAG
This is a messenger RNA of Perognathus longimembris pacificus (Pacific pocket mouse), 906 nucleotides long. RefSeq lists its product as uncharacterized. The transcript has 7 exons. NCBI's taxonomy places the organism in Eukaryota, Metazoa, Chordata, Mammalia, Rodentia, Heteromyidae. The coding region runs from base 1 to 906 and encodes 301 amino acids. The record is from RefSeq and is a predicted model, not a curated record. Gene Ontology annotation, biological process: cell projection assembly; cell morphogenesis; apoptotic process. Gene Ontology annotation, molecular function: small GTPase binding. Gene Ontology annotation, cellular component: synapse; neuron projection.